AUGUCUUACGGCUACCCAGGACAAGGCGGCUACGGCGCAGCACAGCAUUCAUACGGUCCUCCUCAGCCGUCAUAUUCACCACAGCCGUACCAACAGCAGCAAUAUCCCCAGCAAGGCGGCUACGGCUACGGCACACCUCCUCCACAGCAGAACUAUCAAUACAGCCAUCCUCCGCCACAAAACGCGCCGUACGGCUACAAUAAUCCCCCACCGCCGCAACAGGGAGGCUAUGGCGGGUACGGACAGCCUUCCCCUCAGCCUAAUGGCUACCCAGGCCCUCGACCAGGCAUGGCCAACACUCACCAGCAACGACAAGGCGGCCCUCCUCCACCACCAUCCGCCCCACAAUCUUUCGGCCACGGCGCACCCAACAAUUACAGCUUCCAGUACUCAAAUUGCACGGGAAAGCGGAAAGCUCUGCUAAUUGGCAUAAAUUACUUCAACCAGCGAGGCCAGCUGCGCGGCUGCAUAAACGAUGUCAAGAACAUGUCGACGUACCUCAACCAGAACUUCGGCUACGCGCGAGAAGACAUGGUCUGCCUGACCGACGACCAGCAGAAUCCCAUGUCCCAACCAACCAAAGCCAACAUCCUGCGCGCCAUGCACUGGCUCGUCAAAGACGCCCAACCCAACGAUUCUCUCUUCUUCCACUACAGCGGUCACGGCGGCCAAACGCCCGAUCUCGACGGAGACGAAGACGACGGCUACGACGAAGUCAUCUAUCCCGUGGACUUCCGCCAAGCCGGCCACAUCGUCGACGACGAAAUGCACCGCAUCAUGGUCCAGACUCUCCGUCCGGGUGUCCGCCUCACCGCCAUCUUCGACUCCUGCCACUCCGGCUCCGCCCUCGACCUUCCGUACAUCUACUCCACUUCCGGCGUGCUCAAGGAGCCCAAUCUUGCGAAGGAGGCUGGCCAGGGCUUGCUCUCUAUCGUCUCGUCUUACGCCCGUGGCGAUUUGGGCGGAAUGGCCUCGACCGCCAUGGGACUCUUCAAGAAAGCGACUACCGGUCGGGAUUCGUACGAGCGCAACAAGGUCACUAAGACGAGUCCUGCAGAUGUCAUUAUGUGGAGUGGCAGUAAGGACGAGCAGACGAGUCAGGAUGCGAACAUCGCGGGCCAGGCGACGGGCGCGAUGAGUUGGGCGUUCGUGACGGCGCUGAAGAAGAAUCCGCAUCAGAGCUAUGUGCAGUUGUUGAACAGUAUACGGGAUGAGUUGGCGAGCAAGUAUACGCAGAAGCCGCAGCUGAGCUGCUCGCAUCCUCUGAAUACGGAUCUUCUGUAUGUGAUGUGA
Messenger RNA from Cyphellophora attinorum, 1293 nucleotides. RefSeq names its product Metacaspase-1A. Gene Ontology annotation, molecular function: cysteine-type endopeptidase activity. Gene Ontology annotation, biological process: proteolysis. The transcript has 3 exons. The coding region runs from base 1 to 1293 and encodes 430 amino acids. The record is from RefSeq and is a predicted model, not a curated record. NCBI's taxonomy places the organism in Eukaryota, Fungi, Ascomycota, Eurotiomycetes, Chaetothyriales, Cyphellophoraceae.